Molecule: messenger RNA, 813 nt
Organism: Puccinia graminis f. sp. tritici CRL 75-36-700-3
Lineage: Eukaryota; Fungi; Basidiomycota; Pucciniomycetes; Pucciniales; Pucciniaceae
Exons: 2
Coding region: 1-813 (270 amino acids)
Source: RefSeq, a predicted model, not a curated record
AUGGUUUCUCUUAGGCUUGCACAACUUGUGGCAAUCGUCGUCUGCAUGUACGCCUGUACGGACACCCUGCAAGCUCAAGCUACCACUGGUGCUUUGAAACUCAACGAAGCAUCUUCGAAGGCUCCUCCGCAGUUAGGAAUAAACGGGGGCAACAGAACCACUGGGGUCAACAACACCGCUUCGAAAACCAAUCAAGCUCCCGUGAUGCCUGGUGCCAACCAACCCGGCCAAAACCCUUCAAAACCAACAAACCCUUCUCCAAAUCAGAAAACACCACAGGCUACUCUGAAACCCAAGGCAGCCACCGGAGCUGUUAGGCCUGGCAAGAAUGCAAGCCAGAGCGAAGAAGACAGAAAGCCAGCUGGAGCCGAAGGUCUCGUUAGACGAGAAGUGUAUUCAUCUCGAAAAAUUCUCUGGAAGCGAUCGGAUUUGCCCAAUACUACAGGGACAGGAAAUAAACCAACUUCUCCCCAGGAAGACAACUCGGAUCAUAUUAAAUCGGGCGACAAGAACCAUUCAAGCAAAGGGAAUGUAGAUAAGAAGCUGGAUGGAUUUAGCGGUGGCCUGAAGAAGCGCAAAAUGAUGUCUAAGAUGGGAGGCGGCGGUGGAGGACUGAAAUCCAAGAUGGGUGGCGGAGGUUCAUCUGGCGGUGGGGGAGGCCUGAAAUCGAUGAUGGGUGGCCUCAAGUCGAUGAUGGGUGGUGAAGGUGGUGGGGGUGGCCUGAAAUCAAUGAUGGAAGGAAUCAGCGGUGCAUUUGGUGGGCUAGGUGACAUGGUAUCGUUGAUGGGUAUGAUGGGUGAGGAAGGUCUAUAA